Messenger RNA from Ordospora colligata OC4, 1404 nucleotides. RefSeq lists its product as uncharacterized. The coding region runs from base 1 to 1404 and encodes 467 amino acids. The record is from RefSeq and is a predicted model, not a curated record. Lineage: Eukaryota; Fungi; Microsporidia; Ordosporidae. The transcript has a single exon.
AUGUUUUUCAAAAGACAUGCAGAACCAGUCAAUAGAUGCAUAGAAGAAGAGCUAGACAUUCUAUCGAACCGAUUGAAUGAUUCCAUAUACUAUGAAGACAGGCUUGAUGCACUGAACGAGAUAUUGAAGGCUUCAAGGACACAUCCUGUCGAAGUAGGUAUUUGUGCAUUGCAAAGCGUAAUAAACUCAAUGAGAGAGAUGGAGGAUGUAUCCAUACAUAUUGAGGUGAUAAAAAACACUCUUGAAUGCAGAAGCAGGAUGGAGUUCAUCGACAUUAUUGUAAGCAAUCACUCGAGUCUGGGUGCAAUAUGCAGCUGCAUUCAGGAAAAUAAAGAAGAAGAAAAUAUUUACGACCUUUUAUACGAGCUGAGCAUAUCAGAAGCAUUUCCAAAGUGCAUGCCAAAAAUACCGAAUGCAGCUUAUUACUGUGUUCAUAUGGUAAAGAAGAAAAAAACAGAGCUGAUAUCCAGACUGAUUGAAUGCGAUGUCAACUUUAAAAAGGAACUCACGUUUGCAGAGGUAUUUGAAAAUACACUGGAGGUUCUUAGAAAUGGGUUUUCUAAGGAAAUGAUGGCGCUACUGGUUCAUCUUUUAAAAGACUGCACAUUCAACCAAAACUACUUCAAUGAACUGAAUUGGGAUGCCAUACUAAAGUAUAGAGCUACACAUCAGAAUGAAACAGAUCAGGUUUUGAGUUCACUCAUAGAUCUGAAGAACCCAGACUUUCCAAGGAUCCAAUGCUCAGUGCAUAAGCGAAUUGAAAUGCAAUCGCUAGUCAAUGCAUGUGAGUGGCGCCUUAUAUAUCUUAUCAUAAAAGAUAAUGCUCAAUAUACGCAGGAGGCACUCUCGCUGAUUUCUUCAGAAAACAUUGCAAAUGCAUGUAAUCAAAAGGCAUUCACUCGAAGGAAUGACGCAUAUUUGCUAGCAGACUAUCUUUUGAUGCACGACUCCUUUGAUCUUCCAGAGCAUGAUUCAUACAGAAUAUAUACUCUAAAGUGCUUUCAUGGCAGACAGCUAUCUUUGGAAUCAAUCGCAUCAAAAAUGAUAAGUGAGAUAGAUAUGCUUGAUCGCAUAGAUGAGUGCAGUGUUUUGGACUUGUUGGUAUUUGUUAUCUUCAAUUUUCAGGCAUCUUGGGCAGACAAGAUCACCAUCAAGCUUGUUGAGAUAUUCAAUGAUUACACACGACCAAAUAUACACAGGAGUCUAUGCCUGAUUGCUCUUAUGAUGCUAGAUACGCCAAUAGAUUCAAUAGGAGUAAACCAGUAUGCUGCUGCACACAUCCUCAGAGAAACAAGGCUUCAACUGUGUUCGCUAUCACAGCAUCCAGAGCUCUACAUGACCGAUCACAUGGUAGAUACCUUAAUAGAUAAUGUAAAUGAUUUAAUACUCACGAAAUGCACUUGA